Molecule: messenger RNA, 1360 nt
Organism: Pseudovirgaria hyperparasitica
Lineage: Eukaryota; Fungi; Ascomycota; Dothideomycetes; Acrospermales; Acrospermaceae
Exons: 2
Coding region: 180-1310 (376 amino acids)
Source: RefSeq, a predicted model, not a curated record
UCUCACACGCAGCAGGUCUCUGCCUUACCCUCAUUCCACACACCGUCAUAUGCGAAACACAAUGGCCGUACAAUCUGCCCCCUCACAUAAAAUACCAUCCGGAAGAUGAAGUUCACGUCAAGAGGCACCUCAGCAUCCAGGAGCGAAUAGGAUGGGAGAACCCUAGUGGGGUCCGGAAAAUGAGCGUGAAUGAGGGCGAGAAAUUCCUCCUCGAAUAUUGGCAGUUCAAAGAGCCGGAUAUCUCCAACAAUGCGACAGUGGCGCUUAUAGCUGCACAGCCUCUUCGACCGGUUAUUGAACGGGACAAUGAGAGGGACUACUUCAUAAGACAUGCGAUUCGCGACAUCUUCCAGAGAAGAGGCUAUCAAUGCCCAGGUGGCACACGGAGUUGUAUCUCUAUAGAUCGGCCAAACAGUUGUUGUGGCUCAAACGACGUUUGCACACUCAUCGAAGAUACUGGACUAGGCGACGUAGGCUGCUGUGCUUCAGGGUCUGACUGCAGAGGGACUAUUUCACAGUGUGACACAGGAGCUGGAUACUCGAGCUGCCCAGAUUCCCCAAAUGGAGGCUGUUGCAUACCCGGGUAUAGCUGUCAGGACGUUGGGUGUAUUGCUGUAAACACGCAGAUAGUCACCCGGACCUUCAACCCACCUCCAUCUUCAUCCACCACGCCUCCUCCUUCCUCACCUCCACCUUCAAAUUCGCCGAGCUCGAGUCUAUCCUGUAGCCCAGGUUUCAGAUCAUGCCCAGCGAGCCAGGGAGGCGGAUGUUGCGCUACAGAUCGUGCAUGUGGAUCGCAUACAUGCCCAGCUUUGUCUACGGGGCCGCCUACGUCGGCUGGGGCAGCGCCUCCCGUUCGGCCAACAUCUGAGUCUGGUUUGAUCACGACAGGCCCGGAAACAUCUGCAGGGCCUGAUGCGUGCCCGACAGGCUUCUACAUGUGUAGCGCAUACUACAGAGGCGGAUGCUGUAGAGUUGGAAGGAAUUGCGACAGUACAUCUUGCCCUGCAACGAAUACCGAGAUAUUGAACACGAAUGGAAUCACGAUUGGGGCCCCAGCUGGUGCGACCGUUGCUCCAAUACCGAGUCCGAGUUGCGCAACUGGCUGGUUCAUUUGUGGUGCUGAUGAAGGCAGCGGAUGUUGUCCGACCGGGUAUAGCUGUGGAUCUGGUGAUACAUGCAUGGCAACGGAGAGCGGGGCUCCAAACGUGGCGAAAGAACCACCAAGCAUGGCUGCAAGUGGUAAUCGAGUAUGUUGGUGUUUGCUAACUAUCGCGUGGUUCUCGGGUGUUGCAAUGUUGCUGCUAUAGCGCGGUGAAAACCUCUGAAUGAUAGGCUUGAGUACGACUGCAAAUGACUG